AUGUCGACCUCUGGCUACAAUCAUCUCGCAGGACAGGAUGUGCGUCCUCUCGCGGCGAGUAUCGCUGUCCUGGCUUUAGAUUUGUUGCUCAUCGCGCCGUCAGUGGUCGCCAUUGGUUCUCAUUUUCGACACAUAAAGCCCCGGCAAAAGCUAUACGAAGACGAAGAUGGAAUCGCAUCCGAGGAGUCAAUGGCUGCGUAUUCAGCCAAGAUUCCAAAAAUUAUACUAGCAAUCUCUACAAUUGCCGGUUUCGUGAUUGCUACGGCUGGUGCUGUGCUGACUACGUUGAAUCGGAAUGAGGGCCUCACUAUUGUCCAAAACUGGCUGAUUGUCGCUCAAUGGGCUGUCGUUCUUAUUCAGACUGUUUCCAUCAGCAUUGUUAAGGAACCGCCCAGACCUUAUUUCCUGGGACUAUAUAGUGGAUUUUCAAGUCUGUUCUUGUUCAUGGUGCUUCUUUUCCAGGUUACGCUGCUUGUACAAAGCGGCUCAUCUGGUGAUGGCUCAUGGAAAAAUCCCACUCAUAUUUUCAUAUACUCCUCACAAUUAGUGGCAUCGAUUAUAUCGGCGUUAGCCAGCGUAUCAAUACCCCGACGUCCAGAAGUCUUCUAUGAUAAUCACCCCGUCGAUAGUAUGUACACUGACUCAGCUCUGGGCAGACUCAGUUUUGCUUGGAUCGAGCCCAUGCUCAUGCUUGCGAAGAGAAGGAAACACCUGGAUCUCAAAAAUUUACCAAAAAUGGACCAUCGAACCCGCGCACAAGAUCUCUCUCAAUCCUGGACAAAUAAACAACACCCGCGAAGACUUUGGAUUGAACUGGUCCUCGCGCACAAGAGGGCAUUAGCCACUCAAUGGGGUCUCACCUUGCUUCAAGCAGUUGGGACCUUCGCUCCCCAGUUUGUCACGUACUUUCUCCUUCGGAUUCUGGAAAACCGCGUAUACGGUGAAAAAGCUCCUGCCGAAGCGUGGAUAUGGGUUAUUAUUCUUACACUCACAAGCGUCGGAGUCUCCUGGAUCGAGUCAUGGAUGUUCUGGAUAUCUUGGUCCGAGCUCGCCAUUCCAGUUCGCGCUCAGCUCUCGGCACUCAUUUUUCAAAAAGCCAUGAGGCGCAAAGAUGUAAAAGGAGCUUCGAAGGAUGCUAUAAAGGGGAAUGUGGCCAAUGCGGAUGAAAUAGAAAAUGCAGCAUCUGAAGAUGAGGAUGAAGAAGAAAGCGACCCAAAAAGCAAGCAAUCGACGGUUAAUCUCAUUGGUGUCGAUACAAAGCGGGUCUCUGAAUUUUGCUCCUUUAACAACCUUUUCCCAGGCAGUAUCUUUGAGUUAUUCGUCUCGUUUGUUUUUCUGUGGUCUAUAAUCGGAUGGGAGUCCUUGUUGGCUGGUUUCCUUGCAAUGGCUUGUACCAUACCCAUCAAUAUUUGGUCUAGCAAACGGUAUUCAGAUGCUCAAGACAGACUUAUGAAAGCUCGAGAUGCGAAGAUGGCAGUGGUUACUGAAGCUUUGCAGGGUAUUCGCCAAAUCAAAUUCUCGGCUUUAGAAACAAAUUGGCAUCAGAAGAUUGGCAAAUUCCGAGCAAAAGAACUAGACGAGCAAUGGAGCGUCUUCCUUGCCGAUACAUUCUUACUUUUUUGUUGGAUUUCGAGCCCAAUCCUGCUUUCUGCAGCAUCGCUUGCUUGUUAUGCAGUAAUCCACGGCAGCCUUACCCCAUCUAUAGCGUUUACGGCAAUCGCUAUCUUUGCCAACCUCGAAGUGACCCUGUCUGUCAUUCCGGAAUUAACUACAGAUCUUAUAGACGCAUAUAUAUCCAUAAGUCGAAUUGAAAGAUACCUGAACUCCCCGGAAAUAUCGAAGAAUAAUAUCGACACUUCAACCAGCAUCUCAUUCGAAAACGCAUCCAUAGCCUGGCCAUCAGAUGAGAAAAAAGAAGCCGAUGACCAGCGAUACGUCUUGAGGAAUCUCAAUUUAUCCUUUCCUGAGAAAGAGCUAAGCGUUAUCAGCGGUAAGACUGGGACUGGUAAAAGUCUCCUUUUGGCGGCAAUCCUGGGAGAAGUCGACGUAUUGUCCGGCAAAAUCAGCGUUCCGCGGUCUCCCAACACCCAAGAACGACGUGACCACCUCGCUACCAGGGACAAUUGGAUUUUACCUAAUUCAAUCGCAUUUGUAGCUCAAAUCCCCUGGAUCGAGAAUGCUAGCAUCAAAGACAAUAUCCUUUUCGGUCUCCCCUUUGAUGAGCAGCGAUACAAGAAGGUCAUUGAAGUAUGCGCUCUACGAAAAGAUUUGGAUAUGCUUACUGAUGGAGAAAACACCGAGAUUGGUGCCAACGGUAUCAACCUAAGUGGUGGUCAGCGGUGGAGGGUCACUUUUGCCAGAGCGCUAUAUUCCCGUGCUGGUAUACUGAUCUUGGACGACAUUUUCAGUGCCGUUGAUGCUCACGUUGGUCGGUUCCUUUUUGAGAAGGCUCUCACUGGGGAACUUGGUGCUGGUAGAACUCGAAUCCUGGUCACCCACCACGUUGCUCUCGUCAAGUCAAAGACCAAAUACGUCGUGGAGCUGGGUGAUGGCACAGUUGAGAACGCUGGGUUGGUCGAUGACCUGCAAGCGGGCACGCUGGACACCAUUGUCAGCCAUCAAGAAACCGAGGAUGAAAUUCAAGAGGAUGAAGACCCUACAGCUGUUAACUCUGAGGAGUCAUCUGACAGCGAGACGAUGGAGCAAUUAAAGAAGGUGAAUUCCAAACAAGCACCGAAGAAGUUUGUGGAGGAAGAAGCUAGAGAACAUGGAAGAGUCAAGGGUGCUGUUUACAAGGCUUAUCUGAAGGCCGGUGGCGGAGUUCCUUACUGGAUUGUGGUUUUGCUUGCAUUUGCAGGUAUGCAAGCAAUUGUAACGGGUCGAUCCUGGUGGCUCAAAAUCUGGACCGGUAAUGACGGUCAUGAAGCCAAGGGGCAAACGUUUACCCAUUUUCUCCAGUCACAGACUCCUUCACCUGGAUUCUACAAUGCAUCCUUAUCAAAUCCUAUCUUGCAUUCAGAAUCGAACUCGGGCUAUUCUCUCAAAUUCUACCUGGGAAUCUAUAUUAUGCUCUCCGUUGUGUCAGCUCUUCUGGGAACGUUCCAGUAUUUCUACCUGUAUACCGGUUCUCUCCGCGCAUCCCGAGUUUUGUUCAAUAAUCUAUGCUACACCGUGCUACGGACACCAUUGAGGUGGAUAGAUACAGUGCCCCUGGGUAGAAUCUUGAAUCGCUUCACAUCAGACUUUGAGACUGUCGAUGGUCGCCUAUCCCGUGACUUUUCGGGUGAAUUGCAUGAUAUCUUUCAACUCACUGGUGUCAUUGUCGCUGGUAUAUUCGUCUCACCAUACGUUAUCUUGCUCGCUGCUUGCUUGCUUUCUGCCUGUGUUUGGAUUGCAUCGAUCUAUCUCCAUGGCGCUCGCGAGGUAAAACGUCUCGAAUCCAACGCCAAAUCACCCAUUUUCGAACAAUUCGGGUCUGCUCUGACAGGUGUUGGUACUAUAAGAGCUUUCUCAAAAACCGACACAUAUAUCGAGCGUAUGUUCCGCAAACUUGAUGACUACAGCACCACCUACUGGCAUCUCUGGGCAUUUAACCGAUGGAUGGGAUUACGCAUGGCAUUAGUGGGCAGUCUCUUCGCUACAAUCGUUGCAUCCAUCAUCUUAAUCAUUCCCACUGUGGAUGCAUCACUCGCGGGUUUCGCCUUAUCAUUUGCCUUGAACUACGGGCAAACAGUCAUUUGGAUAAUCAGACAUUACGCGAAUCUGGAAUUACAAAUGAAUGCUGUAGAGCGCAUCGCGGAAUACUCUGAUCUCCCGACCGAAUCUCAGGAUGGUGCUGAUCCGCCAGCCGCUUGGCCGAGUGAAGGUCGUCUUGAAGUUAACGACCUGGUCGUCUCCUACGCACCCGAUCUACCCCCGGUUCUCAAGGGGGUCACAUUCCGCGUUGAGCGUAGCGAACGAAUCGGCGUCGUUGGUCGCACUGGAGCAGGGAAAUCUUCCCUUACGUUAGCCGUAUUCCGUUUCCUGGAAGCAAGGCAGGGAAGCAUUCACAUUGAUGGACUUGACAUCUCGAAAAUCAAGCUGCAUUCCCUUCGUUCCCGCCUGGCUAUUAUCCCUCAAGAUCCUGUUCUAUUUUCUGGAACGAUCAAAUCUAAUCUCGAUGCGUUUGACGAACAUUCCGAUUCCGAACUACGUGAUGCACUUGUACGCGUACAUCUCGUGACAGCAACUGAGUUGAGCUCUUCAACCAACGAGGCAUCCGGAUCCAGCGCACCCAGUGAGACAGAAAACCAAAACAUCAAUCCCUUUACAUCCCUCAACUCCCCCGUCAGUGAAGGAGGACUUAAUCUCUCUCAAGGUCAACGACAACUCCUCUGUCUCGCCCGCGCUAUCGUCUCUCGCCCCAAGAUCGUGGUUUUAGACGAGGCAACAAGUGCAGUAGAUAUGGCUACCGACGCGCUGAUUCAGAGGAGUAUUCGCGAGGAGUUCGGAGAUAGCACUCUUCUCGUUAUUGCGCAUCGUUUAAGCACGAUUAGUGACUUUGAUAAGAUUCUCGUCAUGGAUGACGGCAAGGUGGCCGAAUUUGGCACUCCGAGGGAAUUGAUGCAGAUAACAAACGGUAUUUUCAGGGGUAUGGUGGGGGAGAGUGGCGAAAAGGAGAAAUUAGAGAAAUUGAUUAUGGGAUAAUACAGUCAUUGCGCAAUCUUCUUUCCUUUCUUCGAUUGUUUCUAUUGAAGCAUUGUCUACAGCUGUUCGGAUAUGAUCUUGAGCUUUUAAAAGACAGCGAUGGCUGUUUCCUAUUUGUGCUCGUCCCUGACAAAACCAGUCAUUUAGGACGACGAAAUAGAGAUAAUAA
Talaromyces stipitatus ATCC 10500 is the source of this 4855-nucleotide messenger RNA. Its product is annotated as ABC bile acid transporter, putative. The transcript has 7 exons. Gene Ontology annotation, biological process: transmembrane transport. Gene Ontology annotation, cellular component: membrane. The record is from RefSeq and is a predicted model, not a curated record. NCBI's taxonomy places the organism in Eukaryota, Fungi, Ascomycota, Eurotiomycetes, Eurotiales, Trichocomaceae. Gene Ontology annotation, molecular function: ATP binding; ATP hydrolysis activity; ABC-type transporter activity. Bases 1 to 4686 code for a protein of 1561 amino acids.